Molecule: messenger RNA, 1929 nt
Organism: Bombina bombina (fire-bellied toad)
Lineage: Eukaryota; Metazoa; Chordata; Amphibia; Anura; Bombinatoridae
Gene: TIMP1
Product: TIMP metallopeptidase inhibitor 1
Exons: 6
Coding region: 180-827 (215 amino acids)
Biological process (GO): negative regulation of membrane protein ectodomain proteolysis; negative regulation of endopeptidase activity
Cellular component (GO): extracellular matrix
Molecular function (GO): metalloendopeptidase inhibitor activity; protease binding
Source: RefSeq, a predicted model, not a curated record
GGAAGGCGUCUUGGGCUGGGCUCUGGGCCAAUCAUAUCACAGGAAGGGAGGAGGCGUGCUGAGCUCUAUAUAGCAGUGAGUGAGAUGCAAACAGAAGCAAGUGCAGAAGCCAGAAGCACAGACAUCAUCGCCAGUCUCAGCAGUCAGCAAUCAGCUUGGAGAAUAACCGACGUUACAAAAUGUUCUUUGCCUUGUUUUUGGUGAUUUUUGCCUGCAUUAGCAAGGAAGCAUGGAGCUGCAGGUGUGCCCUAAGGCACCCACAAAGUGCAUACUGUAACUCCGAUGUGGUCAUUCGGGCCAAGUUUGUUGGACAAACAUUACAUACAACCUCAGACGGUACCGCCACCUUGGUGAAGUAUGAAAUCAAAACCAUUAAGAUAUUCAAGGCACCUGCAGGAAUACAAGAUAUCCAGUUUUUGUACACUCCGCAGAUGGAUAGUCUGUGUGGUUACUCUCACCACUCCACCAAUAAAAGCGAGGAAUUUGCAGUCACUGGCUUCGUUAUGAAUGACAGAGUCCAUAUUAAUUUGUGUGGAUUUAUUACACCAUGGGCAUCACUUUCUCCUUAUCAGAAGAAAGGGUUUCAACAGCUCUACAAGGAGAACUGUCAAUGCCAGAUUAUCCCGUGUUACAGCGUCCCAUGUGAGACUGAAAACAACAAGCAGUGUUUGUGGACAGAUUUAGUAAUGAAGCAGAUUUUAAAGAAUAACGAGGGUCCUCAAAGCUCAAAACUUCUCUGUGUGGAAAAUAAUGACGGUUUCUGUGUCUGGGAGUCCAUGAAAUCACGUUUAUAUACUACAGUCUCUAAGUUAUCAAGAUCACAAUAAAUUGCCCCCCCCACUAUCUCAGCUCUGAUUUAACCUUUUCACGUACAAAUUCGGACCACCACCUAACCCUUUUGUUUGUGAUCCUGGGACUCACUGCUUUUAUUGAAGAUAUGUAAAACUGAAAUGAAAUCCUGUGGGGGAAACAGGAGUUAGCCUACCCUGUGACGUCCAACGUAAAUGCUGUAAAAUAUACAAUCUUCCUAGGCUAAAAGAGAAUGGUUUUAUAAAUAACCAUUUUUACCAUGGCUUAUUGCACAAUUAUAAUUUUUUUUUUAAUCUAGACUAUAUUUAAAACAAUUUGAUAGCCUACUGUAGCUCUACAUGAUAAACAUAGAAAUCACUGUGAACUCAUCCUUAAUUAUUUCCUUAAACACCAAAUUAAACAACAUUCUACAUGUAAAAUUAAUUCAUUCAACUACAUGGAGAACUGACUUUAUAAAAGUGAGGUCAAGGCACAUGCUAGAGGAGUGUACCCUUUCCUUAUAUCGCUCCAAACCAAUACCAGAAAUCUAGAGAAACUAUCAUCUGAAGAACCGUUUUAUCACGUGAUGAAUUAACAUCUUAGUUAUUGGAAUUAAAGGGACAAUUCAUUUUUAAAUAUGCAUUAGAUAUCAAUCACUGUAUUGAUAAAUGUAAUUAUCAAAAUGUUUAUUGUUUUGGAAUACUUCAUUUUUAUUCCCACUAUAGGGGAUGCCAUUUUGCGUUUCAUAUCCCUUUAAAGGGACAUAAAACACUAAAUACAUUUUAUAUGCAUCUUAUUCCCCAUCUCCUGCUAGUUAUGUGUGCUGCCAUGUUGAAAUUGACCUUUUAUUGUAUUCCAGUGCUGAUGUGUUUGCAAAUGUGCAGUAACUCUCCUUCAUAUACCUGCAAUGUAACCUAAGUUCCAAAAUGGCGGCACACAUAUUUAGAUGGAGGCGCAUGAAAUCUAUUUGGUGUUUCAUGUCCCUUUAAAUUCUCAAAGGCAGAUAGAUUUGUGGUUGCCUAGCACAUUCCUAAUUUAGAAAUCUGUAUACACUUUGCAUUGGAACCAAAAUGAAUCUGUACUGCACGACUUCCUAUUGUAUAGAGUUUUACUUUGGAUAAAAAUAAAGAUUUGAUUAUA